UCUCUCUCUCUCUCUCUCUCUCUCUCUCUCUCUUUCCCUCCUCCCUCUCUCUCCACUGCUUGUCUUGCCCCAGUCUCAUCCUCCUUUCCUCUUUGCGCGCGAGCUCUCCUUCACCUUGGAUCGACGUCAGUGGCGGUGCAGCAGUGCAGCAUUAACGGGCUCCGCGUUCACGGCGUUUACACCGCUGACCGUUCUCCCUCUUGAGCUUCCUCCUCCUCUCCUCCUCCUCCUCCUCUUCUCCUGCUGCUGCUGCUCCGCGGUGAUGGCUGGGUGUCGGUGGUUCUAAGCGAGCUCCUUGGCGCAGUAGAAGCGCUGGAGACACGAACAGCGGGGCGGGGAGGGGGGUCGCGCGCUGAUGUUCCUGGUGUGGAGAACGAGCUGACCAUGCCGUGAUGCUUCCUCUUCGACCCUGACGAAGCGCCCCUGGACGACUGGCCGUCACGCACACGCGCGGCUCCCCUCGGGCAGGAGAGCAUGAUGAGUGGAAGUGCUGCCCGGUUAGCAGCACCGAUGCCGGGCUCCUCGCCGUGUCUGCUGCUGCCUCUGAUGCUGCUGCUGGGCUGGUCUCUCGGGAUGCCUCACGUCUUAAGAUUCGGAGGGAUAUUUGAGUCCAUUGAGAGUGGCCCAUCCGGAGCAGAGGAGCUAGCCUUCAAAUUUGCACUAAACACCAUCAACAGAAACAGAACAUUGUUGCCCAACACCACGCUCACCUACGACAUCCAGAGGAUCAACGUCUUUGACAGCUUCGAGGCCUCGAGGAAAGCUUGUGAGCAGCUCUCUUUAGGUGUAGCAGCCAUAUUUGGUCCCUCCCACAGCUCCUCAGCCAAUGCGGUCCAGUCCAUCUCCAAUGCCUUGGGUGUGCCACACAUCCAGACCAGGUGGAAGCACCAGGUCUCAGAUAACCGAGACUCAUAUUAUGUCAGCCUAUACCCUGACUUCUCCUCUCUCAGCCGAGCAAUCCUGGACCUCGUUCACUUCUUCAGGUGGGACUCCGUCACUGUGGUGUAUGAUGACAGCACAGGGCUGAUUCGUCUACAGGAGCUGAUCAAGGCUCCUUCCAGAUACAAUAUCCGUCUGAAGAUACGCCAGUUGCCUGCAGAAACUAAGGAUGCCAAACCACUGCUUAAAGAUAUGAAAAAAUCGAAAGAGUUCCACGUCAUUUUCGAUUGCAGUCAUGAAAUGGCUGCCUGGAUACUUAAGCAGGCACUCUCUAUGGGCAUGAUGACAGAGUAUUAUCACUACAUCUUCACAACGCUGGACCUGUUUGCAUUGGACAUGGAGCCGUAUCGCUACAGCGGAGUGAACAUGACCGGCUUUCGGAUUCUGAACACAGAGAGUCCUCAAGUGUCCUCUAUCGUUGAGAAGUGGUCCAUGGAGAGACUGCAGGCCCCUCCCAAGCCAGACUCAGGACUUUUGGACGGAUUUAUGACGACAGAUGCAGCACUGAUGUUCGAUGCAGUGCACGUUGUAGCAGUGGCAGUGCAGCAGUCCCAGCAGAUCACUGUUAGCUCUCUGCAGUGUAACCGACAUAAACCCUGGCGCUUCGGAGGGAGGUUCAUGAGCCUUAUCAAAGAGGCUUCCUGGGAUGGGCUGACUGGACGAGUUCUCUUCAACAAAACAAAUGGCUUAAGAACAGAGUUUGAUCUAGACGUAAUAAGUCUGAAGGAAGAUGGACUAGAAAAGAUCGGCACAUGGGAACCUGUGAAUGGCCUAAAUAUGACAGAGCAUCACAAGAGUAAAAUGACCAAUGUUACAAACUCCUUGUCCAACAAAUCACUAAGGGUUGCCACUAUUCUGGAGGAACCCUAUGUGAUGUUUAAGAAGUCUGAUAAGCCUCUGUGUGGAAAUGACCGUUUUGAGGGCUACUGUGUGGAUUUGCUGCGAGAGCUGGCUUCCAUCCUGGGAUUCCGCUACGAGAUCCAGCUGGUGGAGGAUGGAAAGUAUGGGGCGCUGGAGGAAAGCACAGGCCAGUGGAACGGAAUGGUCCGAGAACUUAUGGACCACAAAGCAGACCUGGCAGUUGCUCCUCUGGCCAUAACGUAUGUGAGGGAGAAGGUGAUUGAUUUCUCAAAGCCAUUCAUGACACUGGGCAUCAGCAUCCUGUACCGCAAGCCCAAUGGCACCAACCCUGGCGUCUUCUCUUUCCUCAACCCUCUGUCUCCCGAUAUCUGGAUGUAUAUUCUGCUGGCUUACUUGGGUGUCAGUUGUGUGCUGUUUGUCAUAGCCAGGUUCAGCCCGUACGAGUGGUAUAACCCUCACCCCUGUAACCCAGACUCUGACAUGGUGGAGAAUAAUUUUACUCUGCUAAAUAGUUUCUGGUUUGGAGUUGGAGCUCUCAUGCAACAAGGGUCUGAGCUGAUGCCCAAGGCUUUGUCCACCAGAAUAGUUGGAGGUAUUUGGUGGUUUUUCACACUGAUUAUCAUCUCCUCUUACACGGCCAAUCUGGCUGCUUUUCUUACUGUGGAAAGGAUGGAGUCUCCCAUUGACUCGGCCGAUGACCUGGCCAAGCAGACCAAGAUUCCUUAUGGUGUGGUGGAGGACGGAUCUACCAUGGCAUUCUUCAAGAAAACAAAAAUCUCCACUUAUGAUAAAAUGUGGGAGUUCAUGAACAGCAGGCGUCAGUCUGUGAUGGUGAAGAGUGUGGAGGAAGGCAUUCAGCGCGUUCUCACAUCUGACUAUGCGUUCCUCAUGGAGUCCACCACCAUCGAGUUUGUCACCCAGCGAAACUGUAACCUCACUCAAAUCGGAGGACUCAUCGACUCCAAGGCUUAUGGAGUGGGAACACCCAUGGGUUCUCCAUACAGAGACAAGAUCACCAUAGCAAUUCUGCAAUUGCAGGAAGAAGGGAAGCUGCACAUGAUGAAGGAGAAGUGGUGGAGAGGAAACGGCUGUCCGGAGGAGGAGAGUAAGGAGGCCAGUGCGCUGGGGGUGCAGAACAUUGGGGGCAUCUUUAUCGUGCUGGCAGCAGGACUGGUCCUCUCAGUGUUUGUGGCUGUAGGGGAAGUGCUGUACAAAUCCAAGAAGAACGCACAGAUGGAGAAGCGCUCGUUUUGUAGUGCCAUGGUGGAUGAGCUCACUGUGUCUCUAAAGUGUCAGCGGCGCCUCAAACAAAAACCACAGCCUCCUGCCAUCGUCAAAACAGAGGAGGUGAUUAACAUGCACACCUUCAAUGACAGGAGACUGCCGGGAAAAGAGACCAUGGCCUGAAUGUCGUCACCUCCCCUCCUUUCUCCCACUCAGGGGGUGAAUCAAUUUGGGGCGCAAGAGAGCCUGAACCAGAAGCUCUUGUCCCGAAACACUGUUUCCUGUGGAAAUACAGAAAACUGGGCAUAACAGAUCUGCAAAACCUUACUGAACUGCAUAGGCCUUUCUGGCCAUUCUCUUGGUUUUGAGUCUCGAGCUUAUUCAGCAAUGUAUGCAGUUUUUUUCACACUGUUAGCAACAGAAUGAGAUACUACAACACUUUCUUAUGAUUCAUUUUUCAGUGCCAGCGGGUGGUCAGCAUAUCGCUGAACAGCAAGCUUCACAGGGUGCCAUUUCAAUCCCGUUUUUCAUACACUUUUCUAGUGUAGCAGAAUUAUUUAUAAAUCAGGCUGUAACUAUGAAAAUGAUUUAGUCUUUCUUUUCUGUUUUUAACUUCUGCCACAUUUAUCGUGAGACAAAAACUUGUGGUCUGCAGCAAAGUGAAACAAACCUGGCUAAACUUAACCUAGCGGCAGGUUCAACCCCAGAACUGUGCAACAUUCAAUCUAAAGGUGGCGGUCCUAAUAUAUAUAUUAUGACUCAAAGCAGGUAUUGUAUGCUAGUUGACUGAACUGAUUAUAGCAAAUCUUUGAACAUUUUUCAUAUGACUACUUUGUUUGGGGAAGUUAUGAGAGGAUAUGUGUAGAUGUGAAGAGACCCAUAAAAACAUGUAUCGUUUAAACUGCACCUCAGACAAAACGUAUGAACAGAUUAAAAGUACCAUCACUA
Astyanax mexicanus (Mexican tetra) is the source of this 3972-nucleotide messenger RNA. Its product is annotated as glutamate receptor ionotropic, kainate 2. Gene Ontology annotation, molecular function: transmitter-gated monoatomic ion channel activity involved in regulation of postsynaptic membrane potential; kainate selective glutamate receptor activity. Bases 475 to 3207 code for a protein of 910 amino acids. Gene Ontology annotation, cellular component: postsynaptic membrane; kainate selective glutamate receptor complex; presynaptic membrane. The transcript has 16 exons. The record is from RefSeq and is a predicted model, not a curated record. Gene Ontology annotation, biological process: monoatomic ion transport; synaptic transmission, glutamatergic; modulation of chemical synaptic transmission. Lineage: Eukaryota; Metazoa; Chordata; Actinopteri; Characiformes; Acestrorhamphidae.